This is a messenger RNA of Pelobates fuscus (common spadefoot toad), 3239 nucleotides long. It is a transcript of the gene DSE, whose product is annotated as dermatan sulfate epimerase. The transcript is spliced from 6 exons. The record is from RefSeq and is a predicted model, not a curated record. Gene Ontology annotation, molecular function: chondroitin-glucuronate 5-epimerase activity. Bases 52 to 2946 code for a protein of 964 amino acids. NCBI's taxonomy places the organism in Eukaryota, Metazoa, Chordata, Amphibia, Anura, Pelobatidae.
GGACUUCGGUUCGAGAUCCCGGGCUGCAUCAAAGAUGGUCUGGGAGACUCUAUGGACUGGGGAUCUAAUGUCACAAUGAGGACUCACACUCGGGGGGCCCCCAGUGUGUUUUUUAUAUGCCUGCUUAGUUGCUUUGUGGUUCAUGCUGCAGGUGAGGUCACAAAUGCACAAAUUCCUUUCAUCAAUGCAAAAUAUGACGGCUACCCCAUGCUCUACUUUUCAAAGGGUGAGGUGGAAAACCUGCGUAUACAGUCAACCGGUAGCCAUCAACACAUUGCAUCUCGCAUUAAUGAGGCUGUUCACACCAUGCUGACCAACCCAAGUGAAUAUCUCCCACCUUGGGACCCCAAAGAGUUUUCUGCUAGAUGGAAUGAAAUAUAUGGCAACAAUCUUGGAGCCCUUGCAAUGUUCUGCAUCUUGAAUCCAGAAAAUACAGAAGCAAUUGGCUUGGCCACAGAAUACAUGGAACGGAUGGCAGCUCAGCCUAGUUGGUUAGUGAAGGAUGCCCCCUGGGAUGAAGUUCCCUUGGCACAUUCUCUGGUUGGUUUCGCCACUGCAUAUGACUUUUUAUAUAACUAUCUUAACAAACACCAAAAGGUGAAGUUUCUUGAGGUCAUUGCCAAUGCAUCAGGAUACAUGUAUGAAACUUCAUAUAGGCGAGGAUGGGGUUUUCAAUAUCUCCACAACCAUCAACCCACCAACUGUGUAGCCCUUCUUACUGGGAGUCUGGUGCUGAUGAAUCAAGGGUACCUGCAAGAAGCCUACUUCUGGACAAAGCAAGUAUUGACUAUCAUGGAAAAAUCCAUAGUUCUGCUGAACGAAGUAACUGAUGGAUCACUGUAUGAGGGAGUGGCCUAUGGCAGUUACACCACCAGAUCUCUCUUUCAGUACAUGUUUAUUGUUCAGAGGCACUUUGACAUCAAUCACUUUAACCAUCCUUGGCUUAAAGAGCACUUUGCAUUUAUGUACAGAACAGUCCUUCCAGGAUUUCAGAGAUCUGUUGCAAUUGCGGAUUCCAAUUACAACUGGUUCUAUGGGCCAGAGAGCCAGUUAGUGUUUUUGGACAAAUUUGUCAUGAGGAACGGAAGUGGGAAUUGGUUGGCCACACAGAUCCAAAAAAACAGGGUGCAGGAAGGACCUGGAACGCCAGCCAAAGGACAGCGUUGGUGCACCCUCCAUACAGAGUUUCUUUGGUAUGAUGCGACCUUAAAGCCUACACCUCCACCAGAUUUUGGAACUCCUCAAUUACAUUUCUUUGAGGACUGGGGAGUAGUGACCUAUGGGAGCUCCUUGCCAGCCGAGAUUAACAGGCCAUUUAUUUCCUUUAAAUCAGGAAAACUUGGAGGGCGUGCAAUAUUUGACAUUGUUCACAACAACAAGUACAAAGACUGGAUAAAAGGAUGGAGGAAUUUCAAUGCUGGGCAUGAACAUCCAGAUCAGAAUUCCUUCACAUUUGCACCCAAUGGGUUUCCUUUUAUAACCGAAGCAUUAUAUGGACCAAAAUAUACUUUCUUAAAUAACGUUGUAAUGUUUUCACCAUCUGUAUCCGAGAGCUGCUUUGCUCCAUGGGAAGGCCAAGUUACUGAAGAUUGUACUUCCAAGUGGCUAAAAUAUAAGCAAGGGGAAGCUGCAGACUCUCAUGGGAAAAUUGUUGCAGCUUUAGAAAAAAGUGGGGUGGUGUUUAUCAGGGGUGAAGGAGUCGGUGCCUACAGUUCUGGCUUAAAAUUAAAAAGUGUUCAGAGAAAUCUUAUUCUACUUCAUCCACAACUUUUGCUUCUUGUAGACCAUAUUCACUUAGAAGGCAGCAGCUCCGUGCAAACAGCAUCUAGCUUUUUCCACAAUGUGGACAUGCCUUUUGAGGAGACAACAGUUGAUGGUGUUCAUGGAGCAAUAAUCAGGCACAAAAACGGAAUAUAUAAAAUGUACUGGAUGGAUGACACUGGCUUAAGUGAAAAAGCAGUCAUUACAUCAGCAGUGUACCCACAUGGUUAUCCAUACAAUGGGACCAAUUAUGUGAAUGUCACAACCCAUCUCAGGAAACCAGUCACAAGAACAAUCUACCUGUUUAUUGGACCAUCUGUUGAUGUUGAGAGCUUCAGUGUCAAUGGAGACUAUCAGCAAGUCGAUGUUUACCUUGCAACCAGUGAACAUGCAUAUGCAGUUUAUCUCUAUACAGGGGAAACACCUAGCCAGUCAAUAUAUGCUAAAGUAGUUGCAGAUAGGCAAAAGAUUGUAUUUGACAAAAGUUCUUCUGUGAGGGAUUUUCCACCAGCAGAGGUAAAAGAUUAUACUAUGAUUGUGGAACAAAAACUUCAGCACUUCAAACCUGUUUUCCAGCAAAUGGAAAAGCAAAUACUAUCUCAUGUUCGGAACACCGCUGGUUUUCGUAAGAUAGCUGAGCGGCUUCUUCGAUUUUCAGAUAAGAGGAACACUGAAGAGGCAAUUGAAAAGUUAUUUGCAAUAUCUCAACAGCACAAGCAGCAAGGGAAGAGAAAAAUGACCAAAAAGGGAUCAAAGAACUACAAGUUUGUUAAUGCUGUUCCAGAACUAUUUGCACAAAUAGAAGUUAAUGAAAAGCAAACCCGCCAAAAGGCUAUGGCCAGGGCUCAGAAUGAACUUCCAAUCAACGAAGAAGAAGAAAUGAAAGAUCUUUUGGAUUUUGUAGACGAACCCAACAUAAAGCACAAUACUGAUUUUUUGAACAGACGAUCUUCCCCUCACAUGCUGACAACUUUUCACAAUGGAGCAGGAUCAAUUUCUGCUUCGUACACAAGACUAUUUUUAAUCCUGAACAUUUCAAUUUUUAUUGUUCUGUUAGCACUGCAUGUAUCUCGGAUUCUAAAGACUAAGAGCAUGUAUAGAAAAAAAUGUCUCUAUGCCAUACUUUCUGUUGACUUUUUUGUUUUGAUGUGGUUGUAUUCAUCAUGCUAUCGAUCUAAAUGCUAGAAUAAAAGUCUUGACUCCAUCAAGUAAAAAACUAAGAAUCUAUGAAGCUUCUCUUACAGCACACUUAAAGUGGCUCAUUCACCUUAAACUUACCUUUCUCCUGUUUCCUUUUCUCCUCCUCUUUUAGAAUCCGUUGUUCAUUUAUGAUCGUUUUUUCUUUAAAACAUAAGACAACGCAAGGGUUACUUUGUAUUAUCUAUUUUUCCUACCUUUGACAUUCUGUACAAAAGAAGUGGAGCUUAUGGUAUAAGGCAAACUCCUAUUCUUUUGUCAAGAUGGUGGAGCUUGCCUUA